This is a messenger RNA of Synchytrium microbalum, 1170 nucleotides long. RefSeq lists its product as uncharacterized. The transcript has 8 exons. Gene Ontology annotation, cellular component: proteasome regulatory particle, base subcomplex; cytosolic proteasome complex. Bases 1 to 1170 code for a protein of 389 amino acids. Gene Ontology annotation, molecular function: proteasome-activating activity; ATP hydrolysis activity; ATP binding. The record is from RefSeq and is a predicted model, not a curated record. Lineage: Eukaryota; Fungi; Chytridiomycota; Chytridiomycetes; Synchytriales; Synchytriaceae. Gene Ontology annotation, biological process: positive regulation of RNA polymerase II transcription preinitiation complex assembly.
AUGGACGACAGGAGGACACAGGCACUUGCCAAUUACAGAAAGAGGCUACUGGAGCAUCGGGAACUGGAUGCAAAAGUAAAAGAAUUACGAUUAGGCCUACGAAGCCUUGAAAAGGACUUUGACAAGACAGAAGAUGACAUUAAAGCAUUGCAAUCUGUGGGCCAAAUCAUUGGCGAAGUGCUCAAACAAUUGGAUGAAGAGAGAUUCAUUGUCAAAGCAUCAAGCGGUCCAAGAUAUGUAGUAGGAUGUCGAAACAAGGUCGCCAAAGACAAGCUCAAACAGGGUACUCGUGUCGCCUUGGACAUGACUACACUGACAAUUAUGAGAAUACUACCUCGUGAAGUUGAUCCGCUUGUAUACAACAUGUCAACUGAAGAUCCUGGAGAUAUUACGUUUGCUGGUAUUGGUGGGCUUGGUGAACAGAUUCGGGAAUUGAGAGAGGUCAUUGAACUGCCGUUACUGAAUCCUGAACUCUUUAUUCGUGUUGGCAUCAAACCACCAAAAGGUGUCUUGCUAUAUGGGCCUCCCGGCACUGGAAAGACUCUGUUGGCUAGAGCUGUGGCUAGUACCUUGGAAUGUAACUUUUUAAAAGUCGUAUCAAGUGCUAUUGUUGACAAGUAUAUUGGAGAAUCGGCUCGUCUCAUUCGUGAAAUGUUUGGAUACGCGAAGGAACACGAACCAUGUAUUAUUUUUAUGGAUGAAAUUGAUGCUAUUGGUGGAAGACGUUUCUCAGAGGGUACCUCUGCAGAUCGUGAAAUUCAAAGAACUUUGAUGGAGUUAUUGAAUCAAAUGGAUGGAUUUGAUUAUCUCGGUCAAACGAAAUUGAUUAUGGCGACAAAUCGUCCUGAUACUCUUGACCCAGCACUAUUACGACCUGGUCGAUUAGAUCGAAAGAUUGAAAUUCCAUUACCUAAUGAACAAGGUCGAAUGGAGAUUCUCAAGAUUCAUGCUGGCCCAAUUACCAAGCAUGGUGAAAUUGAUUAUGAAGCCAUCGUCAAGCUCUCUGACUCAUUCAACGGAGCUGAUUUGAGAAACGUUUGUACAGAAGCAGGCAUGUAUGCUAUUCGAGAGGAGCGAGACUAUGUAGUGCAAGAAGACUUUAUGAAGGCUGUUCGAAAGGUUGCUGAUACCAAGAAACUUGAGACCAAGAUGGAUUAUGAUAAAGUCUAG